Messenger RNA from Benincasa hispida (wax gourd), 1387 nucleotides. Its product is annotated as protein POOR HOMOLOGOUS SYNAPSIS 1-like. The record is from RefSeq and is a predicted model, not a curated record. Lineage: Eukaryota; Viridiplantae; Streptophyta; Magnoliopsida; Cucurbitales; Cucurbitaceae.
AAAAACUAAUGUGUAAUAUUUUAACAACUAAAUAGAAAUUAAAUCUAAAAUCUAGAAAUCAGAAAGUAUUUUUAGUCUGGACAUCUACAGUAAUUACUUUAAAAGUUAGAACAAUCCUGAACGGAAAUUAAUGGGAUAAUUUAGUGAAUGGAUAAAUAAUGCAUCGAGUAUUUUUCAUUCGAUAUUAUUAUUUAAGAGGGACCUCUCGAGAUAAAUAAAGAUUACAAAGAGGGCAGGUGAUUUUGAAGAGCGGGAGAACCGGAGAAGUAUCGUUGAGAGAGGGAAGAAUGGCGGGAUUUGAAGGCAUGGUGCAGAGCAAAGAGCAAGCGCAAAUGUCAUUAGGUGCCAUUAGAGACCAGUGGGAAAUUCAAUUCUCUCGCUUCGUUUGUUAUCCAAACAGCAGCUCCACCAACGGCAACCUCCGUCCUCUCCUUCCCUUUGCCCGAAAUCGCCCGCCUCGAGGCACAUGGAUCUCCUCGUCUUCCACUGUUUUCCUACAACUCCACCAUUGCUCCACCUCUGAUUUGAUUCUUGUCGUAUGCUUACGAGACAACAUCCUUGAAGAGCACUACCUUUCCAAGCUGCAUUUCUCAUGGCCUCAGGUGUCCUGUAUCUCUGGUUUCCCAGCCAGAGGCACCAGAACUAUUUUUGGAAGUUAUAGAGAUUCAGCUGACGAGAUCCAAAAGUUUGCCCUAAGAUUUUCGACAUCUUACGAAACUGAUUCGUUUGUGAACAUUAUCAAGGAAAUGUUGAAGAUAGCAAGUGAUAUACAGCCAAUUAGCUGCAAUUUCGAGUCUCAGAUUUCAACACAACACUCUGAGUUACUAUCACCAAAUAGACCGUCUGAUAGUCUUUCUGAAGAAUUGAGCAAUUCUACCGUCCUCCAGCCCUACACCCCUGAAAUGCCUUUGAGCUUACGAGAUACUGCCGAGACGUAUUCAUUGUCUCAGGAAAAUAAUGCACAUUUUGACCACUUUGACAGCAUCUUCGCAGCCUUGCCUCCCAGUUUUACUUCUAUGCUAUCUAACUUUUCAGAUGUCAAAAAAGAUCAAACUGCAACUCGAACAUCUGCUGCAAAAGAUGUUGAUCUGAAGUCUCAAAUCAUGCGAUGUAUGGGGGAUUCUUCCUUUCAAGAUAUGUUGAACAGAGUUGAGAAAAUUAUCAACGAAGUUGGAGGUGAUUUGGCGCUGUAAUUCUCAGGGCCAUAUGCACGACAUUUGACGUCGUGAGAUAUCCAUUAGCCCCCAUCUUCGGUUACAAAUUCGAGUUAGCACUUAUGGUCGUUAUCAUUUCCUGUCUUUUUACCUCUGGUUUGCCCGGAACAUUAGACUUAAUUUGACAUUUAUUGUCUUAAUUGUUAAUAUUAGCCCCAUUUUCUUGGUGAUAA